UCGGCAAAGUGUCGGCACUUGGCGCGUGUCCACGAGACGUCUCGGCUCGUGCGAACGGGCCGGCGCACCGACGCGAAAAGGGGACCGGCUCGACUCGGUCUCAAGUCGAGUCGAACUGGUCGCAAACUGGCCGUCAAGUGGACGCAAAGUGUCCGUCAACCAAAAGACCCAUCCUCCUCCACUUCGUCUGCGCGCCCCAUCUUUCAUUCUCCCUCACCCCACCCACCCACUUACCCACCUACUUACCCACCCCCCAACCGCCGGCAGCCAUGCAAGCCUGUCCCAGUCCGGUUGCAGCCCUUUGACCGAGUGAAGCCUUGCUGCCACUUUGUUCUGUCGUCACGUCAACACACACCCCUCCCUCCUCGUCACAUUGACACGGCCCGAAGCCGAUGCGACGUGUGUCUUCCACUUUGCCCAUGUCGACAUGCAGCGCUCGAGUUGAUUGGCCUGAACUGCGGGACGCCGGCGAUGAAUGCAACACCUUGCAAGCAUGUGGAGCAACGUUCUUCAUCAUGA
Molecule: messenger RNA, 519 nt
Organism: Protopolystoma xenopodis
Lineage: Eukaryota; Metazoa; Platyhelminthes; Monogenea; Polystomatidea; Polystomatidae
Source: the annotation of a GenBank genome assembly